AUGUGCGAGGGAGUCACGUCUGACGAAGCGCUGCAUCGCUUCGAUUUGCUUCGGCAACAUCUUUUUGAGGAAGAUGAUGCCUGGUACGCCAUGCGAGCGGAGGAAAACCGGCUGCUGUAUGGAGACACAGUUGGGAGAAAACCCAAAGCUACCGCGAGCAUCCCACAGAGAAGAUAUUUCAACUGCUUUUAUGAUUCAUUCAAGCAACGUGACGAUAAAUUUAACCUCAAUAUUCUCAGGGAGGUGCUGCAAAAGGAAUGGGCGGAGCGCGAGAAGUUGAAUGAAUAUGAAGAAGAGGAAUUUUAUUCCAUUUGUCGCUGUGCGGGCAAUGCACUGGGUGUUACUGCGUGGAGUCGUCGUUAUCGCACUUCGCUACCGUUGGUGGGGGCGGAGGAAUUUGGGCGGAGAAUGAUAGUAACUGAAUUCUUCGCCAUGCUUUUGGAGGCUGUGUUUAUCUUGGAGGGUCUUCAUCGCCGAACGAUUUCAUUUUUGAGGGAACCUCUUGCACGUAAGGCCAUUGAAGGAGAUGAGGUACAUAAAUGGGUAGAAAGUCGACGAUGUCAGGUGGAGCGAGAGCGGCGAGAGGAGUCCAUGUUUGAAGCAGAGGAGCGUCAGCGUGAAUUGGCCUACCACGAUUGGAAGAGGCAACAGGCAUACCAGGUGUACUUGUUUGAGAAGAGUGAGGAGGAGGAGCGAAUGGAUGUAGAAAGGCUUCAGCGUUUUCACGUUGGCAUUAUUUCGCAGAUAUUCCGUAAAGAACAUAUGGAGGCGCAAUAUCAUCAAUUGCGGUAUCAAAUGAGAAAGCGCCUACUUUCUGCGGAAUUGUCACGGCAUAUCAUUGGGAAUGAGGCUACAGAACGGUCUAACAUUAUGGUCUUGCAGCACGACCAAUUCUGUACUUUGCAGGCAGAGGAGGUAAAGAGUUUUCUCUGGACGAGACGGAAUACGUUGUUGAAUGAGCUAGUGGAUCGGGAGCGUGGCGGCGAAGGAUGUGUCUAUGCGUACAUGUAA
Molecule: messenger RNA, 1011 nt
Organism: Trypanosoma cruzi
Lineage: Eukaryota; Euglenozoa; Kinetoplastea; Trypanosomatida; Trypanosomatidae
Exons: 1
Coding region: 1-1011 (336 amino acids)
Source: RefSeq, a predicted model, not a curated record